This is a messenger RNA of Podarcis muralis (Common wall lizard), 2338 nucleotides long. RefSeq names its product olfactory receptor 5T7-like. Gene Ontology annotation, cellular component: membrane. Gene Ontology annotation, molecular function: olfactory receptor activity; G protein-coupled receptor activity. Gene Ontology annotation, biological process: G protein-coupled receptor signaling pathway. The record is from RefSeq and is a predicted model, not a curated record. Lineage: Eukaryota; Metazoa; Chordata; Lepidosauria; Squamata; Lacertidae.
GUAUUUAAAAGAAGAAGAAGAAUGAGGCGCAAAGGAAGGAGCCACCAGGGUAUUCCUGCAGAUUCAAGCUAUUGCUGCCUGCCAGCCUGGUGGAGCUUGUGGCGGAUGUCUCCUUUGUCCCACCUACGGGCUUUUCUGAAAGGAAGGUUUGCUGAAGUAGUGUGCAGGCUAUUGAGAGAGGGAUAUAUCUAUGCUUUGUGUAACAUGACCGCCUUGAAUAUUUUCCCUCGUUGCUAUUAGUCAACAACUGCAUUGUUGUAUACGUGGGGAAAAGCAGGAUUGUAUGAUCUUCAUAUUCGGGGCUGGCAGGACAUCCCUGGGAAGUGUGGGGUUGUAAGGUGGGUUGUGGGGCAGCAGUGGUUGUACUUCCACUAACUUUGGACUAUGCCGCACUCUCCAUGUCCCUACCAAGUGUGUCUGACCAAGGGCAUACCCCAAAGAUCUCAGAGCCUGGGCAGGUUCAUAUGGGACAUUGCAGCCCUUCAGAUAGUCCAGGGCUAACAUGUUUGGGGGUUUAUGAAUCAUUACCAGCACUUUGGAUUGUGCCCAGAAACAGAGAGCUAGGCAAUGCAGCUAUUGUAACAAGGGAGUUGUAUGUACAACCUUGCUUUUGCACUAAACAGGUGACCCUCCAUGUUGUAGUUUUACAUCUCCUAGGACCUCCUGGUGAUGGAUGAAUAAGAAACCCAAUAAAUACAAAAUAAUUGCGGUGAUAAGAGCAAGUGCAGGAGGUGACGCUCAAUCCCUAGCUCUCUGUGAGCGAGGAACCUACGUCCUGUUGCUUCCACACUCUUUGUUUCUCCUUCUCUACACAGAUUAACUUUCCCAUGGAGGUCAGGAAUCAGACCCAGGUGGAGGAGUUCAUCUUCCUGGGCUUCUCAGGUGUCCCACAUGGCCAGAUUUACCUCUUUGUCGUGUUCCUAGCAAUUUACUUGGUCACUGUUCUUGGAAACACCACGAUAGUCACCCUGAUCCAGCUGGAUUCGCGCCUCCACAGCCCCAUGUACUUUUUCCUCAGUCAUUUAUCCUGCUUGGAUGUCUGCUACUCAACUGUCACCGUCCCCAAGAUCCUGACCAACUUUCUGCGCCAGAGGCACACCAUUUCCUACAACCAGUGCAUGGCCCAGAUGUUCUUCCUGAUGACCUUUGCAGGCUCCGAGUGCGCCCUGCUGGCCGUCAUGGCCUACGACCGCUAUGCCGCCAUUUGCCAGCCUCUGCAUUACAGCAGCCUGAUGAGCAGCCACGUGCGAAUCCCGCUGGCCAUUGCUUCUUGGAUCUGGGGCUUCCUGGACUCGGCCAUCCACACCACUCUGGCCACCCACUUGUCCUUCUGCGGGGCCAACCAGAUAGACCACAUCUUCUGCGAUGUCCCGCCUCUGCUGAAGAUUGCCUGCAGCGACACCUACGUGAAUGAGAUCACGCUCCAUUUGGCCAGCAUCUUCAUGGGCCUGAGUCCCUUCUUGCUCAUCCUCCUCUCAUAUGUCUACAUCCUCUCCGCCAUCUUGCAGAUCCGCUCGAAUACUGGCAGGCACAAAGCCUUCUCCACCUGCGCUGCUCACAUGAUCGUUGUCACCGUCUACUUUGGCAUGGCCAACGUGAACUACAACCGCCCCAGCGCAGGCUACUCCUUGGAGGUUGACACCCUGAUCUCCACACUCUACUGCAUCAUCACCCCUAUGCUGAACCCCCUCAUCUAUAGCCUCCGCAACAAGGAGGUGAAAGAAGCCCUCAAGAAGGUUCUGGGGGGGCAGAAGAACGAAUACGCUUCUACACAGAGGAAGUGAGAGGUGGACUUUGACAAGGGCAUCUCUGCUGCUCUCUGACCCCACCUUUGCCCUUAGGGAGCUCAAGGUAAUCCUCCAAGACCACGGAGAAACCCACUUCAUGAAAUACGGAUUGAGUAACACAAGUUCUGAAGACUUGCUGACAUGUUGAUGGGCAAUUUUGCUUACGUCAUUAAGCACUUGUUCCCCCAAAUAUGCCACCUUUGUGCAUGUCCACCACAGGUGCCUAUAGUUCCCAUAUUCAGAGAACUGCAGGCAACUUGUGAGACCUGUCAAAACUCAUUAUUCCAACCAGAGACCUUAAACUGUAGAUUGCUGUAUUUAUUUACAUUGAAGGCUUCUUCAUGAACGAUUGGCUCUGUAGGAGCCAAUAUAUGCUAAUCUCCUUACAGGUUCUCCUGUUUUCAUAGGGCUGUUUCUUUUCACAGCUUGGGCCACAGCAGAGGUGACAGAGAAGCAGAAACAACCUUUGGGAGACCUAAGACCAGGAGCUCAAAGGAGAAGGGCUUGUAGUGCGGCUGCCCCUGUUCUGUGGAACAGCGUUUCUGUCAAGA